Messenger RNA from Anthonomus grandis grandis, 734 nucleotides. RefSeq lists its product as uncharacterized. Lineage: Eukaryota; Metazoa; Arthropoda; Insecta; Coleoptera; Curculionidae. The transcript is spliced from 3 exons. Gene Ontology annotation, biological process: biological process involved in interspecies interaction between organisms. Gene Ontology annotation, molecular function: carbohydrate binding. The record is from RefSeq and is a predicted model, not a curated record. Gene Ontology annotation, cellular component: external side of plasma membrane. Bases 33 to 698 code for a protein of 221 amino acids.
UUCUUUAAAACGGUUUGAACUACAGAUCUAACAUGUGCAUUACUUUUGCGUUACGUAUUUGGGUGGCUUUUUUGUGCCUUAAAGUCGCGUGUUCGCGUAUUUCUCAUAAGUUGAGCAUGCGCAGUCCAGCAUUAGUCAAGUUCUCCAAAGAACUGGACCUUGACGAUGUCGAGUAUGAAGCAUCGUUUAGGAAGGAAACGUUAUGCUCACAAAAAGAAAUGGGAGAGACUGUAUACAAGCCUGUUCCCAUAGCCCUUCCUUGGAGAUUGUCCUAUCAUUUUUGCACCAAAAGGAACCUGACCCUGGUGGCAAUUAGGACGGCGGAUGAACAGAAAUACUUGAAAAAUGAACUGUUGAAUUAUCAAAGACAUGUUCCAACUAAUUCCCUUGAAGCUAAGCAUUAUAAGGAGACAUUAGUCGAAGGACCAAAAGUUUUUUGGACAUCGGGCACGAGUAUUGGCAAGAAACGAAAGGGCAAUUUCUUCUGGUUUCCGCAAAUGCCGAUGCAUUAUACCAAUUGGGGUCCGGAGUUAGGCAGCAUUUUGAAAAUUCCACCUGGCACUGACAUCUAUGGACCGAUUUCGGGCGAGAAGUGCAUCUAUGUAAAUGCGAGGGAAGCUUAUAGAAGCCCCUUUGGAUCUUGGUACAGUACGUUUUGCGGCAUGAAACUUCCAUUUGUUUGCCAACAUAAAUGUUAAGAAAAAUUUACUUUGAGUAAACGCAUUCAAAAAAUA